GUUUUUUUUAAAAAAUUAUUUUUCAAAUGAUGUAAUAAUCUUUAAUCAAUGAUUUCAUUACAUAAUAAAAUACAAAAUAAUCAUUCAAAACAUAUCAGAUUUAAUAAUCAUUUAUCAUUUUCCCCAUUGAUUAUAACAAAUCAAUAUCCAUCAGAUUUCAAUGUGAAUUGUUCAUCGAAUUUAAUCAUUAAUAAUAUUGUAAAUUUAGAUACAAUAUUUCAUUUAUUACAUCAUUAUGAUAAAUCAUUAUGGAAUAAACAAAAUCUUAAUAAAAACUUUAAACACUAUUCAAUUAUUUCUAAGAUAUUCAAUUUAAAUAAUCCUCUUUAUAAGAAUUUAUUGUAA
Messenger RNA from Schistosoma bovis, 345 nucleotides. Lineage: Eukaryota; Metazoa; Platyhelminthes; Trematoda; Strigeidida; Schistosomatidae. The record is from the annotation of a GenBank genome assembly.